Messenger RNA from Fopius arisanus, 1817 nucleotides. RefSeq names its product phosphorylated adaptor for RNA export (gene Phax). The transcript has 6 exons. The record is from RefSeq and is a predicted model, not a curated record. Lineage: Eukaryota; Metazoa; Arthropoda; Insecta; Hymenoptera; Braconidae. Gene Ontology annotation, biological process: snRNA export from nucleus. Gene Ontology annotation, cellular component: nucleus. The coding region runs from base 567 to 1754 and encodes 395 amino acids.
ACGACUCACUCGAUCCACGACUCAACAGUGCUCUUCCCGUUGCCACUUCAAUCGUACUUUCAACAUUAUAAAACAUCAAGUUAUCCUUUGUCUCAUCAUCAUCAUCAUCAUCAUCAUUAUCUUCACGAUAUGCAUGUUCAGGGAUUCACUAAAAUGAGGUAUUAAAUGGACGAAAGUGCAAGGGGACUUCUUUGAGACUCGCUAGACAGCCUUACCUGGCCACUUCACGCAGACUCCGGUCAAGGUCGUACGAAUGGCGUUCUUUUUUGCACGAAACCAUGAUUCUACCCGGUGUCCCAACUGUAAGAACUCAUUCAAAUUAUUUCUAUUAUUAAUAUAUAAUAUUUUUAUGUUUCAGGUUGAUCAUCGUGUUUCAUCGGUUAUCACGGAAUUUCCAAGAUUCCUGCAAAACCGACGACAUCCCCCGUCGACUAGUAGAUAAAGGAGAGAUCCCAGUACGAAAAAUAACCUGCGUAUUCAUUUGAAGCGUCAGUACUCGAACAUCAAAAACAAUUCAAUUACAAGUUAAUUUCUAUUAAAUCACGGCCACGAGCAACUCCAACAGCAUGGAGGAAGAGUCGCUGGAGCUGGAGGAUGGAGAAGUCGUGGAGGACGAGCCCAUCGACAGCUUUGGACCUUACAAUGUUCUCCAAAGGCCUCACACGGUUGUGACUAAUGUGAAGCCCCCGAAGCCGACGUACAGCGAUGACUCGGAUGAAACGUCAGAAUCCCCCAGUGACUCGGACUCAGACUCAGCCCUGAGGAAGCAGAAACGUCCAAAGAUCAAGGCAAAGAGACGAAAAACCGAGGAGCCUAAGAAAAUAGACAAGUACAAGAUCUGGUGUACACAAGUCCAGGAGGAGGUGCUCACCGAGGAUCUCGUGUCGUGCGGUGUCACCAGAAAAAUGCAUCAGGGUCGUAACGUCGAGAAUUACGAUCUCCCAACGGAUUUCAGGGUCAAUGGGUACAAUUUGGGGAACAGCUCUGAAGAUGAGAGGGAAGUCGAGCCGAGGAGGACCAACAAGAGGACCAAUGCUGACAGGAAAAAUGUCAAACUGAGGCUGGGAAAACGACAGAAUUCCAUGGAUGUGGAUCACCAGAAGGGCGAGGGCAGAACAAUAGCUGAAUUAUCGACGAGUAUCGAGGGAACUGACGAGGAAGUCGCUGUCGAUAUUGCUGAGAAGCUUAAUGAGAAGAAGGACUCGUUAAUUAAGAAAGUUGUUGAUAUUCUUGGGAAGGAGAAGGCUAUAGAGUUCUAUCAGAAGACUAAAAAAAUCGAGGAGGACGGUGGAAUGUUGAUAAUGAAUGGAUCCAGGAGAAGAACUCCAGGGGGAGUUUAUUUGUAUCUCGUGAAGAACGACGAUCACAUCCCACAGGAGAAAAUACGUCAGGUAUUUCUCGUUGAUAAGAAGGAAUGUACGGAGAAAAAGAGGGCUGACCAGAGGGACAAGAUACGUCAGAAGGCGAAGGAACUGAUGAGGAAUGGAUCUGAGAAGGACCUGCCAGCACUUCUGACGAGGGCUGAAUUGUCGACUCGACAAAUUGCAGAGGAGGCUAGACUCAGGAGGGGUGAGGGCAUGGAGAGAGAUCCAGUGGAUUCUGACAGACCUGUCUCCAAUCCACCACCAAGUCCUGUCACCGACGAUCCUGAUCACUCUGAACAGGUGAUUGGUCAUCAUCAAAGGCGAAUCGAGGAUUACAGCGAUGAUUUUCUCGAUCUCGGUGCUGACAUCGACGACAUGGAGAUGCUCUGAAACUUUUUAUAUUUCGAGGGAAUGUUACAAGCACACGUUGACGUUAGAUUGUUUUAGUUACUG